GCCACUGUUUGAGCCGCUGACCUGACUGACCACAGAUGAUAGGAGCUCAUUAUAACACCAUUAAGGACUUAAAUAAUACUAGUGUGCAGGUGAAUAAUUUACUGCGACACCGUUGCUCUAACUUGUUAAAGUGCAUCAGUGGUUGUCUGUGCGGUCAGUCGUGAUGACAGUGUGGAGGAGCAGCUCUGCCACUUUGAUGUGUUGUCUCGGACUGUCUUUACUCCUCGUCGGUCCGUGCCAGGCGGACUGUCGGGAAACAGGCCUGUGUUGCUCCGGUCGCGACCCGUCAUGCAUCAGCGAGGGUUGGAGAUCUGACCGAUCAUAUGGCACCUGCUACUGCGACCAAGCGUGCGUCUCCACCCUGGACUGCUGCCAUGACUACGAGACAGCCUGCCCAGCGGUGUCCUGUGUGGUGAGUGAGUGGAUGCAGUGGUCAGGCUGUGCCGAGCCAUGCAGGGCCACAGUUCGCAGGCGGAGCAGGAUCAUCCUGCAGGAGCCGAUCAAUUCAGGGAAACCCUGUCCACAUCUGGAGGAGCACGCUGGCUGUGCAGAGUACUGGUCGAAGCAAGGGCACUGUCACAACUCACUUGUCCCAGCUCUAAUAACCACAGGUGGCUAUGGCAACGCCAGGAAGAAAAGAGACAUCCCUGACAGUGACAACAUUAUAGGGUAUUGUGUCCAGUUUCAGUUGACCUCUCUGACAAAGGGGUGCCAGCAGAGUGCAGGCCCACACACCCAGUGGAUGCAGUACCUGAGGGAGGGCCACCAUGUGUGUGUGGAGUGCCAGCCGCCGGCACUUGCUGCUGGACAGAGACACUGUGCCGGAGACGGAGAGGAAAAUGUUGAGGACAGAAGACAGUCUCUCCAGUGGCAGGCGGUGGGAAACCCUCGAUGCAGGGGUGUGUGGAGACGUGUUGGGAGGCUGGAGGCCUGCUCCUGCCCAACAGCCCACAGCUUCCUCUUCAUCUGACCUCCUCCUUCCUUCUGUUAGCCCCCCAUCAACCUCCUGUACAUAUUUACCAAGAACAAUCUUCCAGUCGUCAAGAGUGCUGGUCAGUGGUCAGUUUUGCCUUUUUACUAUGACCAAAUGUAACCUGUGACUCCAUAUAACUACAACUGCAUGUUAAUGUAAAAUAUACUUAUUUCUUAGUCAGAAUAUAAUAAAUCUUCUACACCUUUCUCCACAAAACAAGCUUUAAUAGUACACAUUCCUAUCUACUUUGGUUUGCAAUUCCAAAACGUGAAAAUGAAAGUCAGCAAUUCCUAAUCAAAAUGUAAAGUGAUCUGAUUUAUUUCGUUUUGAGUCAUCAAAGGGAAAUGUUGCUUUUCUUAAGAAAUAGAAAUAUCUUAGGACAUUGAGACACUUUUUGUUUUUACAUGACAAGUACUGGCUCUGUGUGAAUCACAACCAGUCACAACGCCAAAGUUACAACAUGCACUGAACAAUAGAACAUUUAUACAGAAACAACAGCAUAGAAAGUCAACAGGUAAAAAUGUUUUUUUGUUUUUUUUU
Molecule: messenger RNA, 1513 nt
Organism: Seriola aureovittata
Lineage: Eukaryota; Metazoa; Chordata; Actinopteri; Carangiformes; Carangidae
Product: somatomedin-B and thrombospondin type-1 domain-containing protein
Exons: 5
Coding region: 164-970 (268 amino acids)
Source: RefSeq, a predicted model, not a curated record